Penicillium taxi is the source of this 627-nucleotide messenger RNA. RefSeq lists its product as uncharacterized. The record is from RefSeq and is a predicted model, not a curated record. NCBI's taxonomy places the organism in Eukaryota, Fungi, Ascomycota, Eurotiomycetes, Eurotiales, Aspergillaceae. Bases 1 to 627 code for a protein of 208 amino acids. The transcript has a single exon.
AUGGACGCAGGAGUCGCACCCACGGAUGAUACAAAGGUUCUCGACAGCAGUGAUAAUGUUGCCACAAAGCCUGCCACAAAGUCGGAUUUACGCCAUUCACAGCGCAAGAAGCUCAGUGCUGCGGCCACCGCCAAGAGAUCCGCUGCCAAAGAUGCUGGCACCGAGGGUACCAACGGUGCUUUUGCUACCCCCGAUGGCAAUAGAGAUGAUAUGGCUCUGGAUGCCAUCUUGAAGACUACCACCAAGGCUAAGCCUUCUUUGCGUCGUUCGCAGGUUCAUCUGGCCAAAGAUGCAGCCGAAGCCAAGAAUGCCGUUGCCGAGGAUGUUGGUGAUACUCCAGAGCCUUCUUGUCACUCUCGCAAGCGCAAGGCAAAGGAGGACAUCAAAGAUCUAUCUAAAGAUGGCAAGACCAAGGCUGUGGAACCUACUCAUAACAAUUUGGAGAGUGACAAGGUUAAGAAGGCUUGCUUCAGCUGGCUGCCCGAACCAGAGAUUGCUCGGGGAAUUUCACAGGAAGAUUUCAUGAUUCUCAAGGAACGUGCCUCCCACAGCGAGACCGGGGUUAUGGCUGGCUUCUUGGCCGACCUAAAGAGCCUGGAAAAGGGUAUUGACCCUUACCCCCUUUGA